GCGUAACACGUGGUUUGUAGAAAUGCUAAUGCCAUGUUCAAGAACUGUGUUUUUGGCUAUUUUUUUGAGAUUUCAGUUAUAUAUACUCGUAUAUAAACAAUUAUAGAACAUAUUUAAAUAUCUGUAUAUUUAAAUUACAUUUAUAUAUACCACAAAUGGAUUUUCAAGAGAUUCCGCAUCGUUUUUUGAAGGGAAUAACUUUUGGAAUCUAUUCGUCCGAAGAAUUACGUAAAUUCAGCGUAAUUGAAAUUACAAGCAUUAAAACUUUUGACGCUCUCGGACAUCCAGCAGCAAAUGGCUUACAUGAUCCAGCUUUAGGCCCUUCUGAAUUCAAUGAACUCUGUAAAACGUGUGGACUAAGUCAAUUUCAUUGCCCCGGACAUUUUGGACAUAUUAAUUUGCCAUUGCCUGUUUUCAAUCCAUUUUUACUUACUAUUUUACAUAAAUUGUUGAGAGGAAGUUGUUUCAAUUGCCAUAGUCUUCUUGCGUCUCCGAUUGCUGUACAGUUAACGUUGGCUCAGCUUCGAGUUCUCGAUUAUGGACUUGUCGGAGUAGCUCAAGAAAUGCAACAAAUGGUUGCAGAGUUCCAAGAAAAAGAAUCUAUGUCAAAUAUUUUAUACAUAAAAGAUAAACUUGCAAAUCAUGUAAAUAAAGCUUUGGAAGGUUUAGAUUUGGAAGAAGCAAAAAAAUGUUCAUCGGUGAAAAAUGUUGUCGAAUGCCGUCAAAGAAUCGUCAAAAACUUUAUCAGAGAUCACUUACAGAAAAGUGGAAACAAAUGUUAUUAUUGUAGAACUGUUCAGAGGCCAUUAUCAUUAUAUUUUUUUAGUUGUUUAGUAUUUAAAGAAAAGAAAGCUAAAUCUUCUAAACCAUUACCUUCACAAUCUGUUGAGGAAGAAUGUGAUGACCAAGAACGGAAUGAAAAUGAAAAUAUUUCCAAAUUAAUCAGCAGUACUAAUCAAUCAUUAUUGACGGCCGUAGAGGCUCGAGAUCAUUUACGAAAACUGUGGGAUAAAGAAAGAACAAUUUUACAGAAAUUAUUUGGUAUAUCGAAUUUAGCCAUUGAUUCACACGAAUGUCCAUUAGAUAUGUUUUUCUUAGAAAAUGUAAUGGUUCCCCCCACACGAUUUCGACCUAUAUCUUUUAUGAAAGGAAAGAAGUUUGAAAAUCCUCAGACUGCUGCUUUGAAAAAUGUAAUACAUUCUUCAAUUGUUGUUCGGGAAUUAUUAAAGAGUAAGAAGGAAGGAAUAAAUUUAGCUUCUGCUAAAGAUGAUGCUUUGAAAUCUGUGCUAGCAACUGUUCCUGGCUCUAACGUUACAGAAAAACUUCACAGUGCAAGAAUUACAUUACAGUUGAAAGUUAAUGCCGUAACAGAUACUGAAAUGGAUAAAUUAAGUAAAGAAAAAUAUCCUGGUAUGAAACAGAUAUUAGAAAAAAAGGAAGGAUUAUUUCGUAAACAUAUGAUGGGGAAACGUGUUGAUUAUGCAGCGAGAUCAGUUAUUUCACCCGAUCCCUACAUAAUGUCUGAUGAAGUUGGCAUUCCUAUGGUAUUUGCUACAAAAUUAACUUAUCCACAGCCAGUUACUCCAUGGAAUAUUAGAGAACUGAGACAAGCUGUUAUUAAUGGACCUAAUGUUUAUCCAGGAGCUGUAUUAGUAAAGAAAGAAGAUGGUUCUGUUGUCAAGUUGAGUCCCACAAAUCACAUACAAAGAGAAGCAAUUGCAAAGAAGUUAUUGACGCCAUCACAUUUCAACAAAAAAUCACAGGGAAAUAAAAUCGUCUAUCGUCAUCUUCAGAGUGGUGAUAUCCUAUUAUUGAAUCGACAGCCAACUUUGCACAAACCUAGUAUUAUGGGUCACAGGGUACGAGUUUUACCAGGUGAAAAGACACUGAGACUCCAUUAUGCCAAUUGCAAGUGUUACAAUGCUGAUUUUGAUGGCGAGCCAACUUUGCACAAACCUAGUAUUAUGGGUCACAGGGUACGAGUUUUACCAGGUGAAAAGACACUGAGACUCCAUUAUGCCAAUUGCAAGUGUUACAAUGCUGAUUUUGAUGGCGAUGAGAUGAAUGUCCAUUUUCCUCAGAGUGAAUUAGCCCGUUCUGAAGCAUAUAAUAUUGCUAGUGUCAAUUAUCAAUAUUUGGUACCGAAAGAUGGCACUCCGCUGAGUGGUCUGAUUCAGGAUCACGUUGUAUCCGGUUCUCUGCUUAGCAUGAGGGGUACAUUUUUUACCAGAGAAGAUUAUCAAGAAUUAGUGUUUGGUGCGCUGACUUUUAUACAACGUCCUCUAAAACUUCUUCCACCUUGUAUCAUCAAACCCAAAGCACUUUGGUCAGGCAAACAGAUAAUCUCUACAGUUAUCAUUAAUAUUAUUCCAUUGGGAAAACCACCACCUACAAUUGAAGGAUCAGCAAAAAUAGCAGCUAAAAAUUGGCAGAACAAGACAAAUCAGAGAUAUAGUAUACCGUUAAUAGAAAGUAUGUCCGAAAGUACAGUGAUCAUUCGAUCUGGCGAAUUACUCUGUGGCGUAUUAGACAAAGCCCAUUACGGACCAACACCAUACGGUUUGGUACACUGUUGUUACGAAUUAUACGGUGGUCAAACUUCAACAUUACUUCUAACAUCUUUAGCAAGAUUAUUCACUCAUUACCUUCAAAUUCAUAUUGGAUUUACUUUAGGGAUAGAAGAUAUUACCGUGACUUCGAAGGCAAACAAGAAGAGAUGGAAAAUUAUGAAAUCGGCUAAAAAAGUGGGCGACAAGACCAUUGCGGAGGCUCUUGACGUCACCGACUAUACAAAUAAAUCAGAAAUUAUAAGUAAAUAUCAGGAUGCGCAUCUUAGCAAAAAUGAUCUCGGGAGAAAGCAAAUCGAUGCCGCAAUGAAGACGGAAACCGAUACAUUUAAUAAUGAGAUUAAUAAAAUCUGUAUUCCCGACGGUUUAUGGAAGAAAUUUCCACAAAAUAAUCUUCAGUUGAUGAUUCAGUCAGGAGCCAAGGGUUCUUCUGUGAAUGCUAUGCAAAUAUCUUGUCUGUUGGGACAGAUUGAAUUAGAAGGAAAAAGGGUUCCUUUAAUGAUUAGCGGCAAAUCAUUACCAUCUUUCUUGCCUUACGAUACCACUCCGAGAGCCGGCGGUUUUGUGGAUGGAAGAUUUUUGACCGGAAUAAGACCCCAAGAAUAUUUCUUUCACUGCAUGGCUGGACGUGAAGACGUUCUUAAAGGAAUUAUAAACGAGAUCAUCAUAGAAGACUUUCGGGCCUAUUGCGGGCCCCGAACGUUAAACUAAGGAUCAUCGUUGGUACAGAGGAUCAACAGGAACACCGUAAGUGCUUUUAACAAACUUUAUAUCAAUCCGGAGCUCUCAUACGGAGUAUUGGCGUUUUCUAUGGGGAUCAGAACAAAGACUAUUGUUCUCCGGGAACCACGUGGACCUGGUCUUCGCUCCUAUUGAGUAGUCUCUUUUGUGCGUUAUAUCAAUGGAAUCAACAAUUCAAGCUCUAUAC
This is a messenger RNA of Centruroides sculpturatus (bark scorpion), 3495 nucleotides long. RefSeq names its product DNA-directed RNA polymerase I subunit RPA1-like. The transcript is spliced from 20 exons. Bases 156 to 3278 code for a protein of 1040 amino acids. The record is from RefSeq and is a predicted model, not a curated record. Gene Ontology annotation, cellular component: RNA polymerase I complex. Gene Ontology annotation, molecular function: DNA binding; DNA-directed RNA polymerase activity. Gene Ontology annotation, biological process: DNA-templated transcription. Lineage: Eukaryota; Metazoa; Arthropoda; Arachnida; Scorpiones; Buthidae.